Cyclocybe aegerita is the source of this 1074-nucleotide messenger RNA. Lineage: Eukaryota; Fungi; Basidiomycota; Agaricomycetes; Agaricales; Hemipholiotaceae. The record is from the annotation of a GenBank genome assembly.
AUGCAUCCUGCAGAGCCAGAAAUGAGUCGCAUUCCCGAUGACAAGCUCGCCGAGUACUCUCACCGUGUCAAGGGCAAGGUCCUGGUCAUCACCGGUGCCGGAGCUGGGAUUGGCAGGCAAACUGCGCUGCUCUUCGCUUCAUACGGUGCGAAAGUGGUCAUUGGCGACCUGAACCCCGACGCUGCACUGACUGUUGUUGACGAGAUCGAGAAGGCGGGCGGUUUCCGCCUCUCUCCCUUUGCGACACAUAGAACAGCGGCGUGCAUCAAGUGCAAUGUCGUCAAGUUCGAGGAACAGGUGGACAUGUUUGAGUUUGCCAUCAAGAAGUAUGGCUCUGUCGACAUCGUGGUACCCAACGCUGGUAUUACAGAAACCGCCAAGUUUAUGACCCCAGUGCUCGAGAACGGCAGACCAAAGCAGCCCAAAACGACCACUCUCGACGUCAACCUCACCGGUGUCCUCUGGACCGCCCACCUCGCCGUGCACUACCUCUUCGUCAAUAAACAGCCGACCGACGACCUCAAAUCCCUCAUCUUCAUCGGGUCCGUCGCCUCCUGGCAAGCUAUCCCCCUCGGCGAGCUCUACACCGCCUCGAAGCACGCCGUCCUCGGGCUGAUGCGCUCCCUGCACCCCACUCUCGGCGCGCGCGGCGUCCGCGUCGGGUGUAUCCACCCCUUCUUCGUCGAGACUAACAUCGUGCCGUUCGUCGUCAAGGUCGCGCUGGCGGGUAUCCCGUUCGUGCCCAUCGAACGAGUGGCGGGGGCGAUUUUCAAUGCGGCGACGGAUCCGGACCCGAAGACGAGUGGGAGCGCGUAUUUAUUGCUGGAUGAUGGACAUGCGUUUAGGGUGCCUAAGGAGCAAUUUAAGAUGGGCGUGUACCAGAUGAUUGACGAGAGGGCGAAUGCAGCUCAGGCCGCGUUCAAGGGCGUUCAAAAAUGGCGAUAUAUCACUCGCGACGUCUGGAGUCUCGUUGGUAAACCAGUCGUGAAAUUUGCUGUUGUGGUAGUAGCAGCGAAGUACGCCUAUGAAAACAGAGAACUGAUCGAGAAUUAUGUUCGGUCGUUCAUCAACUAG